Messenger RNA from Phalaenopsis equestris, 3393 nucleotides. Its product is annotated as nuclear export mediator factor NEMF homolog. The record is from RefSeq and is a predicted model, not a curated record. Gene Ontology annotation, molecular function: zinc ion binding; tRNA binding; ribosomal large subunit binding. Gene Ontology annotation, cellular component: RQC complex. Gene Ontology annotation, biological process: ribosome-associated ubiquitin-dependent protein catabolic process; rescue of stalled cytosolic ribosome. NCBI's taxonomy places the organism in Eukaryota, Viridiplantae, Streptophyta, Magnoliopsida, Asparagales, Orchidaceae.
AUCUAUGUGUAGUAAGUUCAUGGGGCAACUGGUUUUAAGUAUUUGGGUUUAUUUGCCUCUCACUGUUUUUGGCUGCUAAAGAUAUUCCAGCGUUGAGGGGCAUAAAAGAAGAGGAAGAGCGACUUCUCAGGGGCUGGGAAUUCUGGGGAGGAAGCAAAGGGUAAUCGAGUAGGAGAAACGAACAUGGUGAAGGUUAGAAUGAACACGGCCGACGUGGCCGCUGAGGUGAAAUGCCUUAGAAGACUCAUAGGGAUGCGAUGCGCCAACGUUUACGACAUCUCCCCCAAAACUUAUCUUUUCAAGUUGAUGAAUAGCAGCGGUAUUACGGAGUCUGGGGAGAGUGAGAAGGUUUUGCUACUGAUGGAAAGUGGCGUCAGGUUGCACACAACUGAAUAUGUGAGGGACAAAAAUACAACUCCUUCUGGAUUUACUCUUAAAUUACGUAAGCACAUUCGAACAAGAAGGCUUGAAGAUGUUCGCCAACUUGGAUAUGAUAGGGUAUAUUUUGCAUGUCUUUUCCAAUUUGGAUUGGGUGCUAAUGCUCACUACAUUAUUUUGGAGCUAUAUGCUCAAGGAAAUAUCAUUUUAACAGACUCCGAGUUUACAGUCAUGACACUUCUACGAUCACAUAGAGAUGAUGAUAAGGGAUUGGCAAUCAUGUCGCGCCACCGCUAUCCGGUCGAAGCUUGCCGUGUUUUCAAAAGGACCGACUUUUCUAAGUUAAAAAUGUCUCUCACGCUAUGCAAAACAUCAGAUUUUACGGAAGAAUCUGUCUUUACCGAAGGUGGCACCAACUCGUCUAAUUUAUUCGAGCAGACUAAGAACGUGUUGGGGAAGAAUGGGAAAGCUAACGAUGGUGCUCGAUCUAACAAAACUUCUUUGAAAGCAAUUCUCGGUGAAGCAUUAAGCUAUGGUCCUGCACUGGCUGAACAUAUCGUACUUGAUGCUGGUCUUUCACCAACUAUGAAAGUUGGCAAUGACAAUAAAAUUGAUGAGGGGAUAGUUGAUAUUUUGGAGAAAGCUGUAACAAGGUUUGAAGACUGGCUAUUGGAAGUUAUAUCUGGCGCAAAAGUGCCUGAGGGUUAUAUUUUAAUGCAGAAUAAAGUCUCUGAUAAGAAGGGAUCUAUUAAUCUGGAGUCUGCUGUGAACAAGGAAAAUCGUGUAUUUACACUGAAGAAAGAAGUGGACCAUUCCAUUAAAAUGGCGGAAUUAAUUGAAUAUAACUUGGAAGAUGUUGAUGCCGCCAUCUUAGCUGUUCGUGUUGCUCUUGCAAAAGGAAUGUCUUGGGAUGAUCUUGUACGAAUGGUGAAGGAAGAGAAGAGAGCUGGAAAUCCUAUUGCUGGUCUCAUUGACAAACUCCAUCUUGAAAGAAAUUGCAUUACGUUGUUGCUGAGCAAUAACUUGGAUGAAAUGGAUGAAGAUGAAAAAACUUGCCCAGUUGACAAGGUAGAAGUAGAUUUAGCACUAUCUGCUCAUGCAAAUGCUCGGAGUUGGUAUGAACUAAAAAAGAAACAGGAGUUCAAACAAGAAAAAACUCUAACAGCUCAUGAGAAAGCUUUCAAAGCAGCUGAAAAGAAGACACGUCUUCAGCUUGCUCAGGAAAAGACAGUUGCCGCAAUUUCUCACAUGCGCAAAGUUCACUGGUUUGAGAAAUUCAACUGGUUUAUCAGCAGUGAAAAUUAUUUGAUCAUUAGUGGUAGAGAUGCUCAACAGAAUGAGAUGAUAGUCAAGCGAUAUAUGUCAAAAAGUGAUUUAUAUGUACAUGCAGACCUGCAUGGUGCUUCAAGCACCGUGAUCAAGAAUCAUAGGCCUGAAAACCCCAUUCCACCUCUUACUUUAAAUCAAGCUGGAUGCUUUACUGUAUGUCACAGCCAAGCAUGGGACUCGAAGAUAGUUACGAGUGCUUGGUGGGUUUAUCCUCAUCAAGUAAGCAAAACAGCUCCUACCGGAGAGUAUCUUACAGUUGGUAGCUUUAUGAUUCGCGGCAGAAAGAACUUUCUACCUCCUCACGCUCUUGUUAUGGGAUUUGGAAUUCUAUUUCGCUUGGAUGAGAGCUCCCUGGGAUCUCAUUUAAAUGAAAGAAGGGUGCGAGUAGAAGAUGAAGGUGUCCCCGAGAUGGAAAAUGAAUCACAUAAGGAGAUUAGUGAGUCUGAUUCAAUUGAAGAAAAUGUUGAUGAGGUUUGUGGAGAUGACGGUGAUGCUCCAUCUAAGCUAGGUACUAUUCAUCAUGAAGUCGAGAAAAGCUUUUAUGAUGAAACUGGCACUAUGAAUAAUGUGAAGGCAACAGAUUCCCAAAUCUAUGACCACUUCAAUGAUCAAAAAAGUUUUGAUUUGGAUGAAAGAGGAAAAUGUUCUACUUCGUCUCAACUUGAUGAUAUAAUUGAUAAAGCUCUCGGUGUUGGACCUACAAAACUAUUACAUAAAGAUUCAGGAAUCACUAAUAAUCUAUCAAUUUUACCUGAGGAUCACCAAGGGAUUAAGAGUUCAGGUCGAGAUAAGCCUUACAUGUCGAAAGGAGAAAGGAGAAGGUUGAAGAAAAACCAGAAAAGCGGCAGCAUUGCUGAAAACGACUCGUUUGAGCAAGGAGAAAAUGGUCAAUGUAGCACAUCCAGUAAUAGCCAUCAGACUUUGAAACCAGCUAAUGCAAAGAUUGCUCGUGGGCAGAGGGGUAAACUCAAGAAGAUCAAGGAGAAGUAUGCAGAACAGGAUGAUGAAGAGAGAGAAAUUCGCAUGGCUUUACUUGCGUCAGCGGGAAAUGCUCACAAAAAUGAGAAAGAAGCCAAUGAUCAUGAUGGCGCUGCAGGCAGAGCAGUCAGGCCAAUACCUGUAUCGACCGUUGAACAGGAUCCCUCCAAAAUUUGCUAUAAAUGUAAGAAACAUGGCCAUCUUUCUCGGGAUUGUCCGGAACAAAUUACUUUGCCUGAACAUUCGAAUGGGGAUGUUCAUGAUUAUUCAAAUAGAGUACUGCAUAGAACAACCAUUGAGAUGGACAAGGUUACUAUGGAGGAAGAAGGUAUCAAUGAGGUUGGAGAGGAAGAGAGAGCUACUUUGCCUGAACAUUCGAAUGGCGAUGUUCAUGAUUAUUCAAAUAGAGUACUGGAUAGAACAACCAUUGAGAUGGACAAGAUCACUAUGGAGGAGGAAGGUAUCAAUGAGGUUGGAGAGGAAGAGAGAGAAAAAUUAAAUGAUAUGGAUUAUUUGACCGGAAAUCCGCUCACGAAUGAUGUAUUAUUAUACGCUGUACCUGUAUGUGCUCCGUACAAUGCAUUGCAAGCCUACAAGUAUCACGUCAAAAUAACUCCAGGUUCUGCCAAAAAAGGAAAAGGUGCGGAUCUAAUCAUAUAUUUCACUCUUGCAAUCUCACUUUUAAGGUUGUGAAAAUCAGACCGGAUG